Larimichthys crocea (large yellow croaker) is the source of this 2035-nucleotide messenger RNA. RefSeq names its product major antigen. The transcript is spliced from 18 exons. NCBI's taxonomy places the organism in Eukaryota, Metazoa, Chordata, Actinopteri, Sciaenidae. Bases 28 to 1836 code for a protein of 602 amino acids. Gene Ontology annotation, molecular function: protein binding. The record is from RefSeq and is a predicted model, not a curated record.
ACGUCCGUGCAGGCAAUCGCUGAUAGCAUGAUGGAGGAGCUAUGGCAACAGGUGGACGCACUAAAGAAAGGGUAUACAGACCAUGAAGCCAGGCUGAGAAUCACUGAGAUGCAGCAAGAGGAUCAGAGGAACCAGGUGCAGCAAGUUGUGCGGCAGUACACAGUAGAACUGGAGGCCAGACUGAAUGCCAAUGAUUUGGAGGGUCAAAGAAAACGUGUGGAACAACUGCAGAGGGAAAGUAAAGAGUUGAAUGCCAGACUGACAGAACUCGGAAAUAAGCUUGGUGACGUGGACACAGAAGUGAUGGCACUGCAGGCUGCUGAUCAAGGACUCAAAGACAGACUGAAUGCCACUGAUGUCCAGGCAGAGAUGCAAAGAACCCUGGUGGCACAAUUACAGGUGGAAAUUAAAGAGCUCGAGUCCAGACUGAAAGCCAGUGAGAGCUUAGACAAGGAGCUGAAUGUCCGGCUUAAAAACACAGAGACAGAGGUGGAGGCACUGAAGACUGUUGAUCAAGAACUGGAAGCCAGAUUGAACGCCACUGAUCUGGAGGGCCAAAACAUACGAGUGGAACAACUGCAGAAGGAAAGUAAAGAGUUGAACAUCAGACUAACGGAGUUGGGGAAUAAGUUUGGAGAUGUGGAUGCAGAUUUGAAGACACUGCAGACUGCUGAUCAAGAACUUGAGGCCAGACUGAAUGCCACUAAUGUUGAGGUAGAGACGCAAACAACCCUCGUGGCAAAGUUCCAGAUGGAAAUUAAAGAGAUCGAGUCCAGACUAGAGUCCAGUGAGAUUUUGGGGAAGGAGAUGGCUGGCCGGCUUGGAAAGACAGAGACAGAAGUGGAGUUGCUGAAGACUGUUGAUCAAGGGUUGAAUUCCAGGUUGUCAGCCAGUGAAAGUCUGAUUGGGGAGCUGAAGCCAAGCCUUGAAAAUACACAGAGACAAGUGGAGGCACUCAACACCGCUAAUCAAGAACUGGAAACAAGACUGGGAGUCUCUGAGAGCCUCAGUGAAGAGCUGAAGAUCAAGACUGUAGACACGGAAAGGGAGGUGAACACUCUCAACACAGCUCAUCAAGAGCUCAAGUCAAGAGUGGAAGCCAGUGAGGGUCUGGCCAAGGAAAUGAACACACGCCUUGAAGUCACUGUAACAAAAGUGGAGGCACUAGAGAAAACAAAUCAGGAGUUUGAUGCUCGACUGAAUGCCACCGAGAUUCUGGGCAAGGAGAUGAACACAAAACUUGAAAAAGCAGAGGCUGAGAUGGAGGCACUUAAAACAGCUGAUCAAGAGCUAGUUGCCAAACUGGAAACAUGUCAAACUGGACAAGAGGAGUUGAAGAAUAAAGUUGAUCAAACAGCUGCAGCACUGGAAGAUGUGAAGACAACAAUGACUGGAGAUAAAGUGGCCUUCUCAGCUGCACUGGAAGAGAACCAAAUGCACAUUGGACCAUUUAACACUGAGACCACUCUUGUCUACAAGAAAGUCAUCACCAACAUUGGUGACAGCUAUGAUCCCACAACAGGAGUCUUUACAGCUCCAGUCAGUGGAGUUUACCACUUUACCCUCUACUCUCAUGCUAACGGAGAAAACCCAGGCUUUUUACUCUUGUACAAGAAUGGUGAGGCUGUUGUGGGCACUGCUGAACACCCAACUGCCUCUGAUAUCACUGACAAUGGUUCAAAUGGAGUAGUGCUGCUUCUUCAGAAAGGAGACCAGGUGGAUGUGCACAUGAAAGCCAGGUCAUGGAUCUGGGCAGAUAGCAAUCGCAACCUCUGUACUUUUACUGGUAUUCUGCUGUACAGUAUGUCCAGUGAAGUUCCCAAAACCACUCUGUAGCUUCACUAGCUCAAUUUAAGGCCUUUUAAAUAGAUUUCAGCUGCACUAUUAGCGUUAUUUAUAGUCUGUUUAGACAAGAACAAUUCAUAUCCAACCUGUAAUCCAUAUAUGUAUCAGUCUAGACUGAAAAAUUAGCUAACAUGAAUUCAUUCAAAGCUGUUAUUCUGAUGCGUUUUCACAAACAAUGUAGUUUUUAGGA